Messenger RNA from Rotaria socialis, 1539 nucleotides. The record is from the annotation of a GenBank genome assembly. NCBI's taxonomy places the organism in Eukaryota, Metazoa, Rotifera, Eurotatoria, Philodinida, Philodinidae.
AUGGAUGCAUCAUGUGAUACACCAAAUUGUACACGUUUAGAUGGUUAUAGUGGUGUUCAAUGUAAUACAAGUAUCAGUGAUAUAGGUAAACCAAAUGCUUGUAUUAAUGGAAAUUGUAUGAAGACAAUAAAUGGAGAUUUCGAAUGUCAAUGUGAUUGCGGUUAUUUUGGUACUCAUUGUGAUAUGAUCAAUAGUUGUUUGCCAAAUCCAUGUAAUCAACGUACUUGUGUGACAUCAUCGAAUUGCAUUGACAAGAUUUGUGAUCAUUCGUGUCUUUGUUCAAAUGGUACAACAGAUCCAUGUUCAAGUAGUCCAUGUCAAAAUUGUGGCCAUUGUUUAAUAUCAUCAAAUAGUUAUUCAUGCCAAUGUGUAUCUCCAUAUGAUGGCAACAACUGCGAUUUAGUUAUAGAUGUAUGCACACCAAAUCCUUGUUUAAAUAAUGGCAAUUGUAGUCGAUAUCUUAAUAUACAUGAUGGAGAAUACAGAUCACCAUGUCAAAAUGAUGGCCUAUGUAUUUCAUCUACAAUGAAUUGUUCAUCGGCCAUCUGUCAAAUUAGUUGUAUUUGUUUGAAUGGUACAACUGGAGUUUAUUGUGAACAACAAGAUACAGCAUCUUGUUCAAUGAUAUCUUGUUUAAAUGGUGGAACUUGUUUAGUAAACGAACAAACUAAUAUUUCAUAUUGUCAAUGUCCAUCGAAUACAACUGGUAGUCGAUGUGAAACAAUUCAACCAGUAUGUACAAACGCAACUUGUUCAAAUAGUGGAAUGUGCUUUAUUGAUACGUCAUCUAGUAAUAAUACAGCUUAUUGUUUAUGUUCUCAAGAUUAUACUGGACCAUCUUGUCAAACACCAUUAUUAUCGAUGAAUAAUUGUUCGUACAAACGUUGUGGAUAUGAUGGUACUUGCAUUCAAACAUCUGUCUCAUCUUAUUAUUGUAUUUGUUCAAAUGGUUUAACUGGUCAAUCAUGCAAUUCUAGUUUGCUAAGUUCAUGUGCUAGUUCGCCAUGUCGUCAUUUAUCAACAUGUCAACAACUGGAAAAUACGAAUCCUCCAAGUUAUAAAUUUAUUUGUCCGAAUUAUUUAACAACUUCUGUAUGUUCCGUGAACACAUGUCACAAUGGUGGUACGUGUCGACAAAUAGCUUCAACGAUGGGUGAAUAUUUAUGUAAAACAAGUUUUACCGUUCCGACUUGUAAUUUACGAGAUUCUUAUGCCGCAUCACCAUGUCACAAUGGUGGUGGCUGUACAACAUUACUUAUUGAUACAGGUACAAGCUGGUCAGCUUAUCGUUGUGUUUCUCCACCGGGUAUAUAUGGACGAAAUUGUGAUAGAGAUAAUCCAUGUAGUCAGUCAUCAUUGAUAUGUCACAAUAGUGGUACAUGCAUACCAUCAAAUGCUGAUCCACCGAUAAUUUCAUGUCUUUGUCAAGAAGAAUUUACAGGUACACACUGUGAAAUAUUGAAAGAAAAUGAUCCAUGUGCUAGUAAUCCUUGUCAAACACUUGGCUAUUGUGCACUAUCAACAUCAAAUAAAACAUAG